AGCUCCGGUCAUUUCACUGCGAGAAUCUGGACCACCCACCGUGCAAUUCGGACCUCGCCCCUAGAGAUUUCCGCGUUUUCUAUCUGCUGAACUAAAAAAAAUAAGGGUAGAUACUUUCUCAUUCGCCCUCGUAUUUACUGCUCGUUGGCAUUUUCCUGCACAUGUAUUUAUCCAAUAUAAGCGUUAUGAGCAAAAAAAAAAAACCCAAUUAGCGGCCAAUCCCACACAGUGUGUGUGUGCCAUUUCUGAAAAAAAAAUCGUCAUCGCCAUCAAGGAAAGCGUGCCUCCACGUGGAGGAUUGCUGGUUCCCUCGAAGAAGCAGAAGAAUGCCGGGGUGGUCGUAUGCCUUCCAGUCUCCGUGUGGCAGCACCGCGUCGUAGCACCGCUUCCGAAACGACGGCGACUUCCCUGCGACCUGGCCGGAGCUUCGACCAGCGGAAGGUGUCGGCGAAGAUGCUCGUGUCGCUUAACCCCAGGAUUCCAAACACUGCCUCCGUGCUGCUGGACUUGUUCAUCAAGCGCGAGAGCAAGGUGUCCCUGAUGCGUGAGCCGCUGUCGCACUUCUGCCAGGAGGAGGUGGUUCUCCACGCGCAAGAGUGCCUCCUCAAGCUCAACAAGCAGGUCAUCACGUACCAGGACAUCCGCGAUAUGGUCGAGAAUUUGGUCGGCCUCCACGACAUGUGUAUAAAGAAAAACACGGAAGUCGCGAAAGAACUCGGUGCCACCGUACGCAAGCUGACUAUCAUCGUGGGCGAGGUUGCGACAUCCUUGGAGAAGAUCGCCGAAGUGCCCGUCACGGACUGGUUGGCCGUAGGUGACGCUAUUGUCAGCAAGCUUGAACGGAUGAAUCCACCUAAACCACCUCCAUUCGCUAUGUUUAUUCCACGGAUGCGUGACUUCAAGAACAUGAAGAUGCUCGGGGCCGGCGGCUUUGGGUCCGUGUACCUGGUCACCUACCGUCCUGCCAACUUCGUGGUGACGGUGAAGCUUGUGAACAUGGACCGCUUCAGCCGACACAAGCAGGCCGCCAUGGACAAAGUUGUCGCGUCUGUCAUCAGGAACCCCUUCCUUGUCAAGUACUACUGCUGUUUCUGCGUCAAGGAAGCGUACGUGACCGUCAUGGAGUACAUCGCCGGCCUGGACCUGAUGCGCGUUGUGACCAAGGAGGUGUACUUGGAGAUCGAGGCCGUGCGCAUCAUCAUGGCGCAACUGAUCCUCGCGCUUGAGCACAUGCACUUGCGCGGAUUUCUCCACCGGGAUAUCAAGGUGUCCAACAUGCUCAUUUUGCCGGGCGGGAGAGUGAAAGUCAUCGACUUCGACACAACUAAAGUGUGCAGCGGUCACUUCACCAAGCGUUUCCUGAGGGGCUACUUUCGGAGAACUCCUUUCGAAUUCCACGACGGCGAGUCGGCCGGCACCAUACCGUACAUGGCUCCGGAAAUUCUCAAAAGGAGACCGUAUGGUCGCGCUGCCGACUGGUGGUCGAUGGGCGUCGUCAUGUACAAGCUGAUGACCGGCCGGGUGCCGUUCCGAGGAAAGUCCAAGCAGCUGCUUCGCGAGCGCAUCAUCACGUCGCCGCUGAAGUGGCCGCGUGCCGAUGAGCAUCCACACUCGGCCACGACGCCGGCCAAGGACAUGACGUACCGUCUGCUCAAGAAGAGCGCCGCGGAACGGCUCGGCUCGCGCGACUACAGCGACUUGAAGACGCACCCGUUCUUCGACAAGUUCAACUGGCAGGUGCUUUACAGCAAGACGAACUUGUGCGACAUAGCGAGCAUCGCCGAAAUCAUGAACAACGACGCCGAAAAAGACCGCACGAGUGGGGACCCCGAGGACAAGCGCAAGCACCAGCAGGUAGAGGAGAUGACCGACGUCAGCGCCGAAAGCCAGAAACCGUUGCUGUGCUACGCUUCGCCUAGCUUCAAGAAACUCAUGAUCAAGGUAAAGUCAAGCAAAAGCCCUGUCGACGUGUCUGAUUCCUUCAUGGAGACCAGCGAUCAGAGCUCCGAAGCCAUCGACUAUCAGGCGAACUCUCCCGCGUCCACGAGCAGAACCACACCUAUGAGCAGCCCGGAAGGCAAAGACGGCGCACGCACCGAGAAGGUGGAUCUCAUGCUUUACCGGAAGAAGAAGUACACGAAGUUCUGGGGCUUCGGCUUCUCGUUGCGUCGGGUCCAGGGAGAGGAAGAGAGCUUCACUUACGUGGACACGGUGACCAAGGGCUCGCCUGCCGACAUGUCCAAGGUGCUGCCGCUGGACUUCAUUCUUCACGUGAAUGGUAUCACGGUGACGCAUGCGCCGCUGGCCCGGAUCAAGAAGAUCAUCAGCGAUUCCCGCGACCAGAUGGUCCUGUCGGUGAUGUCUUCGAGUCCCUACCGGCUGCUCACGAGCCGUCGAGACAUGCUGGGCAUCAUGCGCAGCAUACCCCGGGAAGCCGCCGUCAUUAAGGCCGCGACGCCCGGCUGCUUCGGUGGGAGGCCAUACGGCAUCGACAUCCUCGACGUCGACGUCGCAGACGACAAGCUGAAGCAGUCAGCCAAGUGCUUCGUGCUACUGUACGCAGACGUGGUCAGUUCCAACAACAAGGCGGUCUUCCCGGGUGAUGUGCUGUUCGAAAUCGACGGCGCACCGGUGGACGGCAUGUCGAGGCCGCAGGUUGAUCACCUGCUGAGAGCCGGCAAACCCGAAGUCACGCUGUCGGUGGUUCCUCUGUCACCAAUGCGCGAGCAGCGGGGCCUGAUCUCGAAGAUGAACGAGACAGGCAUGUCCGACAUGAACGUCGCGUCCAGGUCUACGGCUGCCGAUGUAAACUGAUGUCUCCACUAUUGCCCCUGGGAUCCGGCAACAUCGUUCCCGUAUCGCUAUGACGCUUACAAUAUUGUGCUUGACUGAAAGGGCAUACAUGUAGGUUUUUAAAACUUUUUUUACGCCAUCGAAAGAGAUAGGACAUAACGCUCUUGUUAUUUUGGCAACAUCUAGCCAUCGUAAGUUUGUGUUAUGUUAGGGUACGUUUAGAAUACCUUCCGUAAUUACGUUGCAUUUGAGCGGAACGUCACUUCAAUGGACUUUACCAGGAUGGUUGUGGACAUCGCGAAGUUAACCUGUAUUUCUAUAUGGUGCUGCGAUCUUUCAGGCCGCAGCCUCGUUGUUUGUGUUUAAACUUAUUGAAAAAAACUAA
Molecule: messenger RNA, 3178 nt
Organism: Dermacentor albipictus
Lineage: Eukaryota; Metazoa; Arthropoda; Arachnida; Ixodida; Ixodidae
Product: microtubule-associated serine/threonine-protein kinase 3-like
Biological process (GO): peptidyl-serine phosphorylation
Molecular function (GO): protein binding; ATP binding; protein serine/threonine kinase activity
Source: RefSeq, a predicted model, not a curated record